GGGAAAUACAUCGAUCUUUCUUUGAAUGACAUAUUGAGAGAUGUCAGGUCCAGAGUUGCAAGACUUGUGUAGAUUAUGUGGGGUUUUGAGGCGUUCGGAAUCACAUCGAAAUCCUACACGGAAGGAGGAUGUUUCGAAAAUUAUUCGAGCUGGCCUGAACAUCAACGUAGAAGAAGAUGUCACUGGGAUUCAUCCACCCUACAUUUGCCGACCGUGCGAGAUGAAGUUGCGGAGAUGGUGGGAUGCAACAAAGAAAAAGAAGAAGGCCUCCCUCAACAUCAAAGUUUCUAAUUUUCCAAGGGGUGAAGGGAUCUCUUCACAAUCGACCACGGCCACGUUGGCGAAAGUUGAAUGGGAGGAAGCAGCUCGAAGUGCAGGCCUCAACACAUGGUUGACAGAUAGUCGUCUUCAAGUCAUGAAGAUGGAUGGUGAGGGUAUGCCCUCUGUGUUUUUUACAGUAUUUGAUGACUGUACGUGGCGUUUGAUUGUAGCCGGUAUUGUUGCACAAGGGGACCUUCCCGUCUGUUGUGGGCACCCAAGGGUUCUGAGUGUGGAAGAUUUCCAGGAUAUGCUGCGGAAGUUGUCUUCACUAUUUGUUUGUGAGGGAAACAAAGAUCUUCAUGGCGUUGUGGAGGCAAGGAAGGGGGCAGAAGGUCAGAUGCCAAUCAGGAUUACAGCCAAUGACAUCUACUGUCAGGGGACAGUUAGACACAUCAAAUGUCUCCUUCUUAGUAAUAGGCCCCGGUGUGAUGUGUGCAGGAUUCAUCGGAGUGACUUGAUGGUCCUUGCAAGUCGGGAGAAAGGAAAGUUGUUCAAGGAUGUGUCCGUCGAUUCCACAAUUCCAAACAAGAACUUGACAAAUCAACAGCUUCAACAGAAAGUGUCCCUUCUGCAGACCGAAAGGAGAAACCUGAAACGACGAAGUCUAGCCUUGAAGGACAAAGUAGCCUCCAUGCUGGAAAAGGAGAAUGUGGCGGUUGAUGGAAUUCAGCAUAAGCAGUUAUCAGCGACAGUAGGUGAUUGUGAUGACGAGAUGAAGAAAAUCCUUGGGUUGAGCUCCCCAGCAAGGCUGUUAUGGGAACAGCAAAAGGAGUCGGCUCUGAAGGGCAAACAGAUGCGAUGGCAUCCUGCCAUUAUCAGAUGGUGCAUUGCCCUUCAGAGCAAGUCCUCAGCAGGGUAUGGUCUUCUUCGUGAUUCAGGCUUUCUUAAGCUACCCCACCCGAGCACGCUGCAUUCAUACAGCCAUUUUGCCAGCCUCACUACAGGGUUAUAUGCCUCUAUGCUUGCCAGGAUUUAUCAGGACUGGCAUCUGGAGACGGUUCCUGAGUUCGAACGCAAUGUGUCUCUUCUAUUUGAUGAAAUGAAGGUGAAAGCAGGCUUGGCCUUCUCUGUGAGGUCUGGGAAAAUCAUGGGUUUCACUGAUUUGGGGAGUGUGGCCAACGAGAUUGCUGCUUUUGAAAGGAGGUGCAGAGGAGACGAGGAGCCAACCAUAGCAACUCAUGUCAUGGUUCUGAUGGUGAGGGGCAUUUUCAGUUCUUUACGUGCUCCAGUGGCGUAUUUCCCAACUACCGGCAUCACAGGCGACCAGUUGUACCCGUGCAUGUGGGAAGCUGUUUUGUGGUUAGAAACAGCUGGGCUGCAGGUUCGGGGUUUGGUGUCCGAUGGAGCCUCUCCAAAUAGGAAAUUCUAUCGGUUACACGGAGAGAGUUCUGAGACGAGUGUGCCAACGUAUUGCACUCCGAAUCCCUUUGACCCCAACCGGAAAAUCUUUUUCCUGUGCGAUGUUCCCCAUCUGCUGAAAACAACAAGGAACAACUUCGAGAAUUCGGGAUACAAUCGGCAGACAAGGACACUCUGCUACCAUAAGCAAGACAUCAAGUGGACGCAACUCCUUCAGUUGUAUGAGUGGGAUGUCGGCUUGGAUCGCCAUUCACCGGGUCUCCGUCGCCUGCACAAGAUAACCUAUGAACAUCUGCACCUAACUCCGUCCCUCAGAAUGCGGGUGUACAUGGCUGCACAGGUUAUGAGCUCCACGGUUGCCAACACUCUUGAUGCACAGAUGAAGGCAGGCAAGGUUGGUCUGGAGUCCACCAUCAAAUUCAUCAGAUACAUUGAUGACUUCUUUGACUGCCUGAAUGUCUCCAAUGCCUACGAUUACGCUCGCCUCAGGAAGCCCAACUUGGAACCUUACAUCAGUGCUGAGGAUAAAAGAUUUGACUGGCUGAUGCACGACUUCCUUGGUUUCCUUGAUGAAUGGGAGGCUGAAGUUGAGUCACACCCAGCCCUGGAUAAGACAGCCAAGGCGAAGAUGAUCCUCAGCAAGGAAACUCUCAAGGGGAUGAGAAUAACAGUGCAUUCAUUUGUUGAGCUAGGGAGGCUGCUGCUCAAGCUUCCUGGUGUGACUUUUCUUCUAAGCGAGAAAUUUAAUCAGGAUCCUUUGGAGCAGUAUUUUAGCAAGCAGCGUGGCACAGGUGGCUGCAGCGAUAGCCCGACCGUCGAGCAGUUUGGUCAUAACAUGCAGGCCCUGUAUGUUGCAUCCAGCUGCGUCAAAGCAUCUAAGAGAGGCAACUGCAAAGUACAGGGUGCAGAUGAAGUGGCUGCUCUUGAUAGCACACCUCUUCCUCGGAGAAAGUAA
Messenger RNA from Patiria miniata (bat star), 2635 nucleotides. RefSeq lists its product as uncharacterized. The record is from RefSeq and is a predicted model, not a curated record. NCBI's taxonomy places the organism in Eukaryota, Metazoa, Echinodermata, Asteroidea, Valvatida, Asterinidae. The transcript has 6 exons. The coding region runs from base 41 to 2635 and encodes 864 amino acids.